Durusdinium trenchii is the source of this 855-nucleotide messenger RNA. NCBI's taxonomy places the organism in Eukaryota, Dinophyceae, Suessiales, Symbiodiniaceae. The record is from the annotation of a GenBank genome assembly.
AUGCAGGCCUGCGUCCAUGUGUUUCAUCCCCCCGUCGCGCGGUCUUUGGCGCCCAGCUCUCCAGGCUUCGCUGAGUUGGAUGAUGCGGACCUGGCCGAUGAGCUUUUGACCGGGUUUGAGGAUGGAGCAGAAUCAGCUGCCAGGGUUGUCCGUCUGGCAACUGUGGCGAACAAUCGUCUCAAAAGACAUGGACUGGCAGACCCUUUGCUGUCCAAGCUCGCGAAGUGCGGCAAGAACAAAACCGAUUCACAUAUUUGCAGGAAUCUCCACAAGACCAUCAAGGCUUUUGGAAGGGCUCUGCCGGUUGAGAUUUCAGGGGGAUGUGAUUUAAGCCACGCAGCAGAGUUUUCGAUUGUGUUGAAGCAGUAUUGGGAGCGAUUCACUAGCUGCACUCCAGUGCCAGAGUCUGUGUGGGGUCAGUCGAUCCCUGUGGCUCUCCAUGGGGACGAAGGCCGCGGUCGGCUGAAGCAACCUGUGAUGGAACCUUUAGUACAAGCCCAGGACUGGUGGAACGUGAAGUAUGCUGUCAAGAACCUCCAGCCUGGUGACAUCAACCCGGCACCGUUCAAAAGCCUACGCUCACCUUUGAGGGAUCUGUUGAUCAUAGGCGAGAAUGCCAAGUUUGCCAGGAUAGAUCCAGCACACACUUUUGCCAUCGAUGGGAUUGGGAAAAAUUUCUAUGCCAGCGGAAUCCUUGCUUUGAUGCAGAUUCAGCACUUCGGGGGAACUUCCACAGACCAAAGGUUCCAGAACGCUUACUCUAGCUUCAUCACCUGGUGCAAUGCUCAUCGCAAACAGACAAGCAUAUAUGAAUUUUCCUACAAAAGCUUCAAGCUUCCAGUUGGUUCGCUCCUU